AUGUACCACAUCUCAUAUAGCCACUGCUUACGCUAUCUGCCUCGUUUUCAUUCGUCCUCCAGGCGCUUGCUCCCCCAGGAACACCCUGCUACCCACUCACAUCAGUCACGAUCCUUACCGCCCUGUCCAGCCCUUGUCGUAACCACCUCUCCCGUGAAACUCCACCGUGCGCCGACAGCAGGGCUGGUCCACACGCCAUCCCACUUGCAUCCCUCACCGGACUUGGCAUACUGACAUGCUCAUAAAAUAAACCAUUCUCCCCAUGCCCCGUAUCUUUGCCCGCUCCCACGAAAUCUUCCAGUCUUUAGAACAUUCUGUCACGGAUUCAGGAAUGGCUCCGUUUGCACCGGACGGCGGGGAAUUUGGCUCCCACUUCGACUUCGAUAAACUUCUCUGGCCAAUUAUAACGACACCGGCCUCAGAUUCAUUCGUCAGCCAUCACCUUGCUCUACCGGCAGGCACUCGAGAUUCGGCAUUCCAGAAGAGAUAGACCCCAGGAUAGACCCGGUGCCUAUGCUUGAUUGUGACGUAUACCACUUGACAACUUGCUUGAGAGAAAUGACAAGAAUAUGAACAUCUACGUC
Messenger RNA from Serpula lacrymans var. lacrymans S7.9, 584 nucleotides. RefSeq lists its product as uncharacterized. The coding region runs from base 263 to 490 and encodes 75 amino acids. The record is from RefSeq and is a predicted model, not a curated record. Lineage: Eukaryota; Fungi; Basidiomycota; Agaricomycetes; Boletales; Serpulaceae. The transcript has a single exon.